ACGCGUGCUGACACUGACUGAAAGCCGACCGGGGCGGCGGGGCGGGCAGUGGGGCACACAGGGGAGCUAGGAUCAGCAGCAGGCAUGGAGACGAUCGCUCAGCGCCGAGCGGCUGGUCUGUAGAGGACGGUACUUGGGUGCUGUGAGACUCGCCAGUGUUCCUUUCAAGGAAGGGUGGUUAGAGUCGCAACAUGGCCCUGCAGAAGAAGAAGGAGUUCGGCAGCACGAGCAGCAUCGGCAGCCGCGGCAGCCUCUCCAACCUGCUCAAGGACGGCGUCGAUAACCUGGAAGACUCGGUCACCAAAAAGUGGCUCUCCUGGAUACUGCGGAGGCACGUGCGGAGCAGUGUGGGCAGGAUCAGCACAGACGAGGCGAAUGGUCUGGCCGAUACGGCGGCCCAACUGGCCAGGGAGCUGGUCUGCGCCGAGGGACUCGACGUCCUCAAACUGGACGACCAGGAGACUCUCUACCAUGACUCGUUUCUGUUUUUCCGAUUCACGGCGUCUCUGGCGUUCCGGGCGACGUCCGUCUCGGGCCUGGAGUCCCUGCGGCGACAGGGAGACGCCAUAUUGGAGCUGGACGGAGACUGGCUCACGCUGCAGACGGCGCUCACAGUCGACCUCAUACAGUGCCGCUCCGUCUGCUCUGCCAAACUGCUCGACAUCGGACCCCGGUUCGAGCUCAGAGGUCAGCUCGACUCGGCCACGAUCAAGACGAAGGCGCGUAUCAACACGGCCACCACGCAGGUCAUCGUCUGCACCUGCGAGAUCGUCCAUCUUGGUGAGCUGUCGAUCAGCGAGUCGGGUGACGUGUUCCGGGUGCUGCCCGCCUGGCCCGGUGACCCGGAGGAGGCCGACGGCGCCGCGCCGUUCCCCUUCACCUCGCUACUCGCCGUGGUCAGCGAGCUGUUCGCCUGGCGCUGUCGGGACCAGGUGACGUGCCUGCUGGAGGCCGAGGCACCGCGCGUCCUCCGCGAGGCCCUGCAGCGCACCGACCUCGCCGCCGUGGUCUCCAGCUUCGGCAGGAGCUACUUCAGGAGUGCCGUGGAGGCGGGACUGCGGCGAGACUCGGGCGCGGGCGGCGGCGCCAGUCGGGAGAGCGUGUCGACGGCAGUGGCCGCGAGUGAGCCGGACAAACAGUGAGGCGUGAGGGCACCACAUGGAACUGGUGUGAGGACGCUCAGGGCUGGACUUUAAGCAUAACUUCUUCUAUGGGAAGAUGCUCGUAACUUUGCAGCGUUUCUUUGAUAUAGACGAUGUUUUUGAAGAUUCCUCUAGGCUCUAGCUAACCGACUGUGUGUGUGCAUUUGUGCAUUGCUCUCCUCGUGUGUAGAAACAUACCUAUCUCUUGUUUUGGUGUACUGAUGGCCAAUUUUGACGUCUUUUCUGGUGUUUU
This is a messenger RNA of Amphibalanus amphitrite, 1395 nucleotides long. RefSeq lists its product as uncharacterized. Bases 192 to 1142 code for a protein of 316 amino acids. NCBI's taxonomy places the organism in Eukaryota, Metazoa, Arthropoda, Thecostraca, Balanomorpha, Balanidae. The transcript has 5 exons. The record is from RefSeq and is a predicted model, not a curated record.